Gastrolobium bilobum is the source of this 1024-nucleotide messenger RNA. Its product is annotated as acidic endochitinase-like. Gene Ontology annotation, cellular component: extracellular region. The record is from RefSeq and is a predicted model, not a curated record. The transcript has a single exon. Bases 1 to 954 code for a protein of 317 amino acids. Gene Ontology annotation, molecular function: chitinase activity. Gene Ontology annotation, biological process: carbohydrate metabolic process. Lineage: Eukaryota; Viridiplantae; Streptophyta; Magnoliopsida; Fabales; Fabaceae.
AUGGCUUCCGAAAGGCAAGCAUUGAUCCUUAUUCUCUUGUCCCUCUUGACAUUCUUCUUCACCAUCAUGUCUUCAGAGGCAUCCACUGGUGGUAUCGCCAUCUAUUGGGGCCAAAACAAUGGCGAUGGCAACUUGACCACCACUUGUGACACUGGAAAUUAUGAGAUUGUGAACCUCGCUUUCCUUACUACCUUUGGUUGUGACAGAACCCCAGCAUGGAACUUCGCAGGCCAUUGUGGCGACUGGAGUCUUUGUACCAAACUACAACCCGAAAUAGAACACUGCCAGAAUAAAGGUAUCAAAGUGUUCCUUUCACUCGGAGGUGCAAGUGAAGACUACUCCCUCUGCUCAGCCGAAGAUGCAAAGAAUGUUGCCGAGUACCUCUAUGAACACUUCCUCAGUGGAAAAUUAGGUCCACUAGGAAGUGUCACCUUGGAUGGAAUUGAUUUUGACAUCGAAAGAACAGAGAAUUAUUGGGAUGACCUUGCUAGGGAACUUGAUACUCUCAGACAGCCCAAAAAAUUCUACUUGUCUGCAGCCCCACAAUGUCCUACUAACCCAAUUUACUACCUUGGCAAAGCUAUCAAUACUGGCCUUUUCGAUUAUAUAUUUGUUCAGUUCUACAACAACGCUCAGUGUCAAUAUUCAGAUGGCAAUACUGCAUUGCUUCUUGAGUCAUGGGACGAUUGGACCUCGUUAGUUCUACCCAAUAAUUCGGUAUUCAUGGGACUACCAGCAGCGCCUGAUGCAGCUCCAAGUGGGGGUUAUAUAGAACCAGAAAAGCUAAUUUCUGAUGUACUUCCCUACAUAAAGAAGGCUUCCAACUAUGGAGGAAUUAUGCUUUGGGACAGAUUCCAUGAUGUUCAAUCUAACUACAGCGAUAAGAUAAAGCCGUAUGUUCCAAAAGAUGUGUUGCAAUUUGUGACAGGAGUUUCGGACGCAAUAUAUAUAUGAGUGUGUGUCUGCAACUCUGCGCCGCUUCCUACCAAAACCAUAUUAGAAUAUGGGCAUGGCAUAGGCGUGC